AUGCACCUCACAACUUUCCUCACAGGACUUGUCUCCCUCUUGUCUGUUACCACGGCCAUCCCAAUGGGGAACGAUACCCCAACGCCUACGACCUCCGUGUCCAAGUCUCUCAUCUCGCCCUCGUCCUCGUCCUCGCCCUCGAGCUCCGCCUCUGCCUCAGCUUCGGCUACCCCGUCACCGAACCCAUACGAGGCCUACACAUGCCCCAAGGGCAAGUUCAAGUCCUGCUGCAUGUCUGUUCAGCAGGCGAGCGGGGACAUCGUCAAGGGGCUCAGCGAGGUAGUCCCAGCUGUCAGCGGGCUGCAGGUUAGCUCGGCUCUAUCCUUCAAGUGCAAGAAGAUGGCUGAGAGAGAGGCUCCUAAUACAUGCAACGGGAAAGGGUAUUCCCCCAUGUGUUGCAGUAGCAAAAAUGAUGGUUCCGCCUUCAACGCCUGCAAGCCUUUCGAUCAGGUUAAGAAGAAUUACUAUGCGAAUCAGAUGAAGGAUAUACCGGAGACGCAGGCUGAUAUGAUCAUGGACAUUCUUACUUAG
Penicillium verrucosum is the source of this 531-nucleotide messenger RNA. RefSeq lists its product as uncharacterized. NCBI's taxonomy places the organism in Eukaryota, Fungi, Ascomycota, Eurotiomycetes, Eurotiales, Aspergillaceae. The transcript is spliced from 3 exons. The record is from RefSeq and is a predicted model, not a curated record. The coding region runs from base 1 to 531 and encodes 176 amino acids.